UUGCCAUUGGAUGAAAGGUGACUAGAUCACACCUCUAGGUUUGUCACAGCAUUAUAAAGGAUAGUAAGUUCACAAAGUUUUCUGUUGGUACUUUCACCACAUCAACGGCAAGAUGGUGUUCACCGUUAAGGACAUGACCUUCAAGGCUGGUCAGGAACUGACCAUCUCUGGCAAACCCAAGUCUGGAUGCAAUUUAUUCUCCAUCAAUAUAGGUCAUGAUCCUGACAACAUCGCACUCCACUUCAACCCCCGCUUUAACUACGGGAGCGACAACAACAUCAUUGUGUGUAACUCCAACCGAGGAGGAUGGGGCGAGGAGCUGAAGGAACACUGCUUUCCCUUUGACAAGAGCGAGUCCUUCAAGGUGGUGGUUAGCUUCAACAACGAACAAUUUUAUAUCAAACUGCCUAAUGGCACGAUGAUGAGCUUCCCCAACCGCUUCGGCGAUGACAGCUUCAAGCACAUUGACGUGCAAGGUGAUGUCAAGGUUCAGGGCCUCAAGAUCAAAUAAGCUGGCAGUGAUUUCACUCAUGGAAGAACAUCCAACCAAUCUAAUGGGCCAGUCCACCUUAAAUAUAUCUGUAACCCAGGCCAUUGUCACAAUGUCUUUAAGUUGAGGGUCACUGAAAAAUCUUGUAUGAUGCACGAUCCAGUUUAAUUGAAGUGUGGUACAGAAAGUAAGGUGUCUAAAAGGAAACCACUAAAAGUUUGUUAAUAAAACUAGCACAAAAAAAAUGGUCUGACU
This is a messenger RNA of Pangasianodon hypophthalmus (striped catfish), 745 nucleotides long. Its product is annotated as beta-galactoside-binding lectin. The record is from RefSeq and is a predicted model, not a curated record. Gene Ontology annotation, molecular function: galactoside binding; laminin binding; carbohydrate binding. The transcript is spliced from 4 exons. The coding region runs from base 113 to 511 and encodes 132 amino acids. Lineage: Eukaryota; Metazoa; Chordata; Actinopteri; Siluriformes; Pangasiidae.